ACAGUUGUGUAGUGUUGUUUUGGUACUAGAUUUUAUUAAUAGUUGUUGCAAUCUUUUUAGCUUGGAUGAUUCAUCAGAAGAGAAACUUGAGUCUUUGUUUAGCACGUUUGUCAAAGCCAAACUUAAUCCUGUGACAUAAUUUGAACAAGUUAGAGUCUAAGAAUCUAUAUGCCAGCUUCCAAUACAUGCCUUCUGAUUCCUCUAUGUUUUCCGGUUGCUACAUGUGGUUAGAGCUUAGAGUAGGACUUGCGUCUUACAGGUCAGGUAAAUCAUGCUUGUUUCUUUGUUAACUUGGUAGUCGAUAAACAACGAGCGCCCGAUAGGUAUGGCUUUGAAGCUCUUAUCUGGUUCAACAUCUUAACAUUAGGUUGUAAAACAGGUUGUUAAUCAUUUGUAUAUGUAUUAUAACCUGGUUGUUUAUCUGUUUAUGCGAUCUUUUUCAUCUUGAGUUUCAAAUGUAUCAAACUGAUGCAGCUUAAUGAUACAGAAUGGGAAUACGAAAACUCUUCUGGCUAUUAUUGCAAUCAAAGCAAUGGUUUAUUCUAUGAUCCGAAGUCAGGCUUCUACUAUUCCGAUGCUAUAGGGAAGUGGGUGACACAGGAAGAGGCAUACUCCAGAGCUCAGGUUUCGUCUGAUUCCAAAUCAAAAGCUUCUAUUAUGAAAAAGCCAAUAUCAACUUCAGGGGCAGCACCUGUUGCAAAAAGUAAAACUGCUGCCAAAAGUCAAAGUGCAGUGCCGCCCGGUCCUGUGGUUUCAGAUUCUUUAAAUCCAAAGAGAAAUGUUAGAGGUGCUCCAUCAUCGCUAACUGUUGGCAAGAGAAAAAGGGAAGAUGGGAAACCAAAGGCUCUAUCCAAAGAAGAAGAAGCUGCUCUCAAAGCAAGAGAAGCUGCAAGGAAGAGAGUUGAAGAGAGAGAGAAACCUCUGCUUGGCCUUUAUAAUGCAUCUCGCUGAUUGGGAACUGCUCAAUCUGGCAUUUCCUUGUGCGUCAGCAUGCAGUUUAACUCAUUUAUGUGUCACUUGGUUGGAUUUAAAGAUGAUUUAAUCAGAUUGAACACAUAACUGAAAUGGGCUUUGGAAGUUUGGAAUCUUCAUUUCCCUGAGUUUACAAUCAUGCU
Rubroshorea leprosula is the source of this 1115-nucleotide messenger RNA. The record is from the annotation of a GenBank genome assembly. Lineage: Eukaryota; Viridiplantae; Streptophyta; Magnoliopsida; Malvales; Dipterocarpaceae.